CGCAGGCGCAGAGGCGGCUGCACCGCAGCGUCCCAGCGCGAGUAUCCGCCGCCGAUGUCUCGCAAGCAGGCGGUGAAGGCCCGGCCGGGGAAGGCGGAGGCGGAACGCAGGAGGGAUGAGCGGUCGGCGCGGAGGGCUCAGGCUCGCGAGAGGCGGAACCGGCCUCAGGCGGAAGGCGAAGGAGUCGGGACCGCGGGCGGCCUGGCCGGUCAGCUCCAAGGGCUGGGACUGCGCCUCAGGGAGGUCCCGGGCGACGGCAACUGUUUGUUUCGGGCUCUCGGGGACCAGCUUGAAGGACACUCCCGGAACCACCUCAAAUACCGCCAGGAAACAGUGGACUACAUGAUAAAGCAACGGGAAGACUUUGAGCCUUUUGUGGAAGAUGACGUUCCCUUUGAGAAGCACGUUUCCAAUUUGGCACAGCCUGGCACUUUUGCGGGCAAUGAUGCUAUUGUAGCCUUUGCAAGGAACAAUCAAGUGAACGUUGUUAUCCACCAACUGAAUGCCCGUUUGUGGCAGAUUCGAGGAACAGACAAAAGCAACGCCCAAGAGCUUCACAUUGCCUACCGGUACGGAGAGCACUACGACAGUGUUCGUAAAAUCAAUGAUAACUCAGAGACUCCUGCCCGGUUGCAGACAGAGAUGCUAUGCAAAAAUGAAUCAAAUAAAAAAGAAAACCUCCAACUCAAGAAGGCGGAGGAGGAAUCUGAAGAGGAGAUACAAGAUGAAAUCGAGGAUGCGGUGCAGAAAGUCCGGAACGCAACUGGCUGUUUGGAUUCUGACCUAAUUGUCCAGGUCCUUCAGUCAGAGAACUAUAGCAUCGAAUCUGCCAUAUUUGCCAUUCUUCAAAUGAAUGAAGUGCAACGGCUGCAUGAUGAGGAAGCCCAUGAGUCUCAGGCAAACCAGCAGAAGUCGCCUCCCCAGUCAACCCUAUGGAAGGAGAACGGAAGCGGUGCCCGAAUUUUUGGAACUCAGGGCAUAGCAAACAAGGCCCCCACAAGCCUUGCAGAAGAAAACCAAAGCAGUAAAAAGCAGGCUCCCAAGGUGUCCAACAAGCAAAAGAAGGAGCAGCAGCGGCAGGAGAAAAAACGCCGUCAGGAAGACCGGCACCGGCAAAAAGUCCUGGCCAGCAAGAGCAACAACGUGGACAAUAACAAGAGCAGGGCCGACUCUGAGACCCAGGUCACCCUGGUGAAGACCGUAGCUGCUCUGAACAUCUGAUUGAAAGGACUUUCUGGGAACCGGCAGGGAAGACGGAACUGAAAUGCCUGAGCUCGGCAAAGCAAACCACCCUCUUAAGAGCAAAUAUUUCACUUCUGGUUUGGUUUCUAAGCUGUGGUGGUUGCUGUCUGAUUCAGAUGAAGCGGAUCGUUGACCUUGCUUGAGAAUGGCAAUAAAGGACAGGUGGGGGAGCAGUUGCUGCCACUGGAGGGUGAACCGCUGGGCCCUAUAAGCAAAAUCCCCUUGUGGGUUCUCUGGCUGCAAACCUCAUGCAGCUUUCCCCAUAGUUGCUUCCAGUUUUUUUUAAAAAUGUACAUUAAUUUAAAGAAGUCUUCAUGAGCAUGUUAAGUGUCCCUAACUCAGGAAUGUGCCCUCCCUUUCAGCAAAGCAAAUAGAAAACUCUUCCCAGGUUCUAUUCCAAAGCAAAACUCUGCCAAAGGUUGUACUGGAAACAAGUCUGUCAAGAUGCUUCUUUUAUUCUGUUUAGUUGUUUAACUCCAGGCAGAGCUUGUGGAAUUGAUGCUGACUUGUGAGGGGAGGGGGGGCAGGGAAGCAGAGCAGCUACUUCACUAUAAAACAGGAGAAGGUAUCCUGCCUAUACUUGGUGGUGUGGCACGUCUGUGCCACAGAACAAGAAGGGGAGAACGGCUGCUCCCUGUCUUAGCAGGUGGGAUUAAUUAAAAAGAGAUGCAGUGAGAGGGAUGCUAGCAGUGAUAAGAGGUGAUCCGUGGUCUAGCCUGAUCACAUGGCACUCUUAGGAACGCAUACAGGAGAAGCAGACCAAUUCCCAGAAGCGUUAGUCCUCAUGACAUCUUGGACCUGUCCAGUUUGUGCAAUAAGAGCAGUGUCUUGUAAAACGGACAGGAGUGGCUAAAUAAUAUAGCCCCUGGGGGCCUUCUGAAGUGCAGCCAACUUAACUGAGAAAGGCUGAUGUUGGAAAGGGGGGAGGAAAAUCCCCCUCCUUCCAUAGUUAGUAGAACUUGACAGAAACGAGGCAUGGGAUCUUAAAUGCCUACCCAAGCAGGCUUUCCUUUGCAACAUUAAACAUUUCUUUUUACUUUUGAGUGUUACAGACACAAGUUCAAAGAUAAUGGGAACUCAAGUCCUUCCUAUUUGUCAAAUCUAUGUUCUGACAGUAAUCAUGACAGCAGACUUUCCAGUUGUACUAGUUUCUGGUUUUUGUGCCUGGGUUUCCUUAACAGGGUUAUUUUAUUGCUGGGAACGAAAGUUCCAGCAGUAAUCAGGUCAUGUUAGAUGAACGCCUAGGGCAGGCAGCAGCAAAGUGUUUCUUUUUUGGAGUAGGGGGGAGGGCGGGCAGAGGGGUGUGCUUUAGAGUUGCCUUAUUGAAUGGGUCUAGUGUGCCUUUAGCAGUGGACGUGGAGGGAGAAUGCUGACUUGCAGUUUUUCCCUUUUGCUGUACUGCAGUGAGGGGAAAAUGCGGCACGCUUCUCUUGGCAUAGCUUGGGAUCAGGAGUUAAUUCUGCAGAUCUCUGUUAACAAAAAUGUAGAUUCUAUUUAACAGAAGUGCCAUUCGGAAUAAAUGGAAGCCCAGGCCAUGCGCCCAACGGAAUGCAAUUUUAGUUUCUAGCUCUUUGAUGGAAACCUUUGGUGGAAGUGAUGUCACUUGCACUUCCUACCAUCUGAACUGUUCGAAAGUGAAGUCCCGAAGAAGUUUAGCGAAUGAUUCAUUCCUCCCUUGUGCUCCCAACUGAGGCUGUGGCUUGGCUUGAGGUCCCCAGAUAGUUCUACCACUCUGAGAACUGAGCCUGUUGCUCAGCCUUCUCAGUAAUUUGAAAAAAGCAGUCAUUGAUUAUUGACUUAGGAAGGGGUAAGUAGCACAAUUCUAGGUUUAUGGCAGUUUGUUGCACAGACAUAAGAUGCACUGAUUGAAGGGAUAAUAGUGCCAUGUUUUUGUGGUUAUCUCAAUAAACUUGUCCUCAUUGAGGCUCACGUCUAACUGAACCCA
This is a messenger RNA of Sphaerodactylus townsendi, 3187 nucleotides long. RefSeq names its product OTU deubiquitinase 3 (gene OTUD3). Gene Ontology annotation, molecular function: cysteine-type deubiquitinase activity; ubiquitin binding. Gene Ontology annotation, biological process: protein deubiquitination. Lineage: Eukaryota; Metazoa; Chordata; Lepidosauria; Squamata; Sphaerodactylidae. The transcript has 8 exons. Bases 55 to 1221 code for a protein of 388 amino acids. The record is from RefSeq and is a predicted model, not a curated record.